CUGGCGAAAUGAAUGAGUGCUGAGCGCGCGCUCUCGGCGCCAACUGAAACUUUUCUCUGUUGUUCAUCAGUGUUUAUUGAUUUAUUUAUUGAUGUUCUUUAGUGUUUUUGCUCCUUUAGCGUUCAACGCUCUUUUAAGAGGCGAUCCUAAAGGUUAUAUUAGUUUUACAUUGAAAAACUGAGGCAUUAUCGCGCCAUUCCUGCAGGAAGAGAAGAAAGAGUUUAAAAUGGCAGAUGAGUCUGAUCACAGAUCAGUGUUAAUGGAGAUCCCAGAACCACAGGCCAAAAUCACAGGACGUUUGAGAAGAUCCUACAUGGAUAUCUUGUGUUCCCGUCUGUCCCUCGGUGCGAGACACAGGACGCACGGCUGCGGCGUGAGACACGGACACGCGUUGGACGCAGGUUCAGGGAGACGCCGGACCAGAGACGGUCUGGACGCGUGUGAGACGUCCGUCUCCAAACAGCUGCUCAACAGUCUUCUGCUCGCCGAGCAGUCUGUCCAGAUGGCGUCCGGCUCACUCACAUCUGACCUCAAGCUCUUACUGGAGGAUCUGCAUCAGAAGAAGACCAGCGUCUACAGAUCCAUCCCGUACUCCCGCCUCGCCUCCAACCGGGACGCCCACUGCUAUAGGAAAGCCCGUCCACACCUGAUGGCCUUCAAGCGCUCGUGUCAGGACGGAGGCCGUUUGCUCCUGCAGAAUGCUGACUGGGAGAAGCUGCUGGAGUUCGUUCAGGCGGCGUGCCGGUACACCAGUGAACUCCCGCAGUGGGAGACCAGCACCCAUAAUGCACUGCGAGAGCACUGCUACAACACGCUAGCGGCGUUCUGUGCCGCGGCACUGCAGAAACACAAACCCGCUGCGCGGAGAGCCCGAGAACUGCUGCGCAGGUUCAAAAUGGCUCCUGUGUCGAGGCGAGCGAUCAGCCCGUGUUUAGAAGAGCUGGAGAAGAUUGUGAAGGAAUAUCAGACUGGAGAAUCACGAACACAGAUCCACCCAUGAGUCCUGCGUUGAGACGAGAGCCGUGGUGAUGAG
Messenger RNA from Labeo rohita (rohu), 1033 nucleotides. RefSeq lists its product as uncharacterized. The coding region runs from base 227 to 1000 and encodes 257 amino acids. Gene Ontology annotation, cellular component: nucleus. The transcript has 6 exons. Lineage: Eukaryota; Metazoa; Chordata; Actinopteri; Cypriniformes; Cyprinidae. The record is from RefSeq and is a predicted model, not a curated record. Gene Ontology annotation, biological process: proteasome localization; nuclear protein quality control by the ubiquitin-proteasome system.